AUGGAAAUGAGUGACAAAAGUCCACGCAAAAGAAGCCUAGUUCCGAAGUCAAUUCUUAUCUUUCCCCUCCGUAAGCGAACAAAACCAUUGGAAAAAAUCCUUAUUUUUUGCCAAAAAACCCACCUUUAGUGAGUGAACUAAAAAUUUUUUAUGAAAAAAUAUUCUUAUAUAUAAGUGAUAAUUAUUAUAAUGAAGUCUCUAGAUAUUCUGCUUAAUUUUAAACAGCUUGCAUUUUAAAAUAUAAAUUUCACAAAUUAAAUUAAUAUUUGUUUUAAAAUUAUUCCAAAUUAGGGAUUUUUCGAAAUUUUGAAAAAAAUUAACUCCUCCGUAAGCGAACAAAAUUAUUGUUCACUCACAUAGGGGGGAGUAAGAAAAUUAUCACAGCUGACCAGUCUAAUAAUUCCCUCACACAAAGUAUAAGCGAUCCUAAGCCUAAUAUUAAAGCUAAAAAAGUCUGCUUUCCUGAUCGUUCAAAGAAUAUGCCUCUAUAUACAGUAAUCGAGGUGGAACCGAUUAUAUACCCAGAAGUAUCGAAGAAGACAGGAUGCCAUUGCAUUGUAUUUUAA
Blepharisma stoltei is the source of this 566-nucleotide messenger RNA. The record is from the annotation of a GenBank genome assembly. Lineage: Eukaryota; Ciliophora; Heterotrichea; Heterotrichida; Blepharismidae.